This is a messenger RNA of Pungitius pungitius (ninespine stickleback), 2104 nucleotides long. Its product is annotated as FYN-binding protein 1. NCBI's taxonomy places the organism in Eukaryota, Metazoa, Chordata, Actinopteri, Perciformes, Gasterosteidae. The transcript has 16 exons. The coding region runs from base 122 to 1801 and encodes 559 amino acids. The record is from RefSeq and is a predicted model, not a curated record. Gene Ontology annotation, molecular function: protein binding. Gene Ontology annotation, biological process: T cell receptor signaling pathway; protein localization to plasma membrane; integrin-mediated signaling pathway. Gene Ontology annotation, cellular component: plasma membrane.
UUUCCUCAUUUGCAGUAAGUUAACUCACAGUGAGUCUGUACCGGAGCGUCAGCCUGGAUACUCAAUCAAUGCUGGGCAUGGAGCACUUUAUUCAUCAUUAAACCAUCAGUAAAGACAUAACAUGGAGGAGAGCGUGGAUGUGAAGGCUCUCAGGGCGAAGUUCAACAGCAAGGUCAGCACCUCGGACACCGGCAGCCGAGACAGCGGUUCCCCCAAAUCUCCUAAACACGGCUUUGGGAAACAGAUAUUGCCCCUUACAGAGAGCGACCUCUCGCAUCACAGACUCACUCCUAAGGGUCCUCUUCCUCCGAGCGCGAGUCCAGGCCUGGUCCGGCUUCCAAUGGAGGCCUCCGUCCACCCGAGACCCUCUUCCCUCCCUCGGCCACCUGCUAAUUCUGGAAUCCGAGCGUCCGUGAGGCAGGCAGAGCCCGGCAAGGUCAAAAUGAAGGGUGAGAUGCUACAGAGCUUGAUGCAGAUGCACCAGAGGCCCCCGGGCACCAAACCAGCCACUGCUGCAGGUCAGUCUCCUGCAGCGGCCCCCGCCUCCACGCCUUUGCCGCUGUGGCAGCAGCAACGACAGAGGAGUGCAGAAGUAACCCCGCUGAGGAAGUCCUUACCCCCCGAGAGACCCCAGCCCUUGAAGCCCAAACGGCCUCCCUACGUCAACCUGGAGCCUUUUCAGAGGCUCGUCCGAGGACCUGCCCUUCCUGCUCCAAGACAGAGAGAUGGUCCCCCUGGUUCAGAAGGCAGAAAGAUGUCCCUACCUGCAGUCGUCAGUCCUCCAAAACCACCACAACGAUGCAACAAGCCCGUAGCGCUGCCGCACCAAAUGGGCACUGACGACGACCAGGACUUCUAUGACGACAUUGCAGGCUUUGAGAAGAACGAGUCCUGGAGUGACAACAGUUCACAUUGUAUUGACGAGGAUGAUAAUGAAGAAGUGUAUGAGUUUAUUGAUGAGGAUCAGGUGGAUAUGAAUCACUCGAACGCAGAGAAGCUAAAUAAAAAAGAAGCAAAGAGUCAACAAGAGCAGGAUAAAAGAAAUCAGAUGCAACGUCGGAAAGAAGAAAAUGAAUUGAGGAAGAAGUUUAAGCUGCAAGGGGAGGUGGAGGUUCUCCAUACAGCCAGAGUCCGCCAUGACUGGCAUGGAGGAGGAAAACUGGACCUCAGCAUACGACAAGGAGAGAGUGUGGAGAUUCUCCGAGUCAAGAAUAACCCAGAAGGGAAAUGGUUGGCUCGGUCAUUGAAUGGACACUGCGGAUACAUCAGCAACACAAGUGUGGAUAUUGACUAUGAAGCCGUGAAGCGCAAAUUGCUGCAGUCCAGAAAAAUAAAUACUUCGCAGUUGCCUCCACCACCUCCAGACCCCCCACUGAUGUUAAACGUCAAGUACAACUGCAGCGACAGCAUGCCUCCAGAUGACGAUGACUAUGAUGACGUAGAGCCAUUACCUGAGGAUUUCCCCCCACCACCACCUGAAAUCAGCAUAGACCCCAAAAUGGAGAAGGAGUUAAGAAAAAAAUUUAAGUAUGAAGGGCCACUCAGGGUGCUGCACACCAUGAUGGUGGAUCCUAAUGGCAUCAUAAAGAAGCCAGGAGGGAAAGAUCUGCAUGUGACUCAAGGGGAAAUUGUGGACGUCAUCCAGCUCACCAACAGCAAGAAAGCUCUGUGUUGUAACCGGUUUGGAAAAUAUGGCUUUGUGUCCAGAUCGCUUCUUCUUACAAUGGAAGGAGACAUUUAUGAUGAUGUUGACUAUCCAGACGACGUUUACGACAAUGACUCUUCACACGCUGAUUACUGAUAUACAAACUAACUAAUCACACACAGUAAGACCGAGAGAGACACAAACACACAACUCAAACUGAAAGCCAUAUAAAGCUAUAAGCUGUCAUCCAUCUGGGUGCACAUGUUCGUUAGACUCCACCACUAGAACAUAAUCAAAAAAGAAAAUACAGUGGAGUCUCACAAAUAUACAAACUUGCUGAGUAUAUCAAACUUGUCACCAUUGCACUGUUUGUCAAACUGCUUGUAUAGAAAAAAAAUACACUAUAACUGUAGCUUUGUGUAUUGCUCAACAUUUGAAAUAAUUUAAAAUAAAUUUGAC